Nomia melanderi (Alkali bee) is the source of this 1790-nucleotide messenger RNA. It is a transcript of the gene Edc3, whose product is annotated as enhancer of mRNA-decapping protein 3. Gene Ontology annotation, cellular component: P-body. NCBI's taxonomy places the organism in Eukaryota, Metazoa, Arthropoda, Insecta, Hymenoptera, Halictidae. Gene Ontology annotation, molecular function: mRNA binding. Gene Ontology annotation, biological process: deadenylation-independent decapping of nuclear-transcribed mRNA; P-body assembly. The record is from RefSeq and is a predicted model, not a curated record.
GCCUGUUUUCGCGUAGCGUGUUGUGUAGUCCUUUAUAAACCGUACGCGGUUAGAGUAGGGAUGAAAAUGCAUGGAAAUUUUAUGUUCGUUAUUACUCAUUCAUGAAUGCAUUGUUACAUUGAUUUCAUGCAUUCUAAUUUAAAAAAAAAUAACAAUAUUUUAAAUUACCUGUGAUAUUGUUAAAAAGAAUAAUCUUUUUUAAAAUAUAUUUGUGUUUACGUAUUACUUACAUCAGGUAAUUAAGAUGUCAGAACAAUUUGUGGGCUGCACAGUUUCUGUAAAAUGUAUUGAAGAACUUGGAACGUAUCAGGGACAAAUAGUUGAUUUAAACAAAGAUUAUGUUACACUUUCAAAAGCUUUUUGUAACGGAGUACCUCACUCCUCAUCUGUUGUUGUUUUAAGUACAAAGGACAUUUUAAAUGUAGAAAUUAUAUCGAUCAAUGAGACAGGAUCUAAUGCAAAUGAUAAUAAUCAAACACAAAAUAAGGUAACUGUGAAAAGACCUAUUGCUAAACGGGCUGGAAGGUCUUUUUCAGAAAGUGUGCCAUCAUCUACACAAACAACGUCAUCCCAAACACAACCUAAUUUUAAAAAACCUGACGCUAAUGUUCAGUGUUCUACAGAGCAAACUGCCAAUGGAAAAGUUUUAUUAGCUGAAUCUGCUGGUAAACCAAUACAAAAAAGACUGAGUCACAGACAAAGAGUUUUAGAACGAGAUGAGCAUACAUUUGGUACACCAAUUGAUGAAUCUUUAAAUCAGGAUUUUGAUUUUGAGAAGAAUUUGGCAUUAUUUAAUAAAGAGGCUAUAUGGCAAGAAAUAAAUUCUUUGAAACCUGAUAUGGUCAGGCAGUCUGAAAAUAAUAGGGGUACUACUGGAAGAUAUAGACACGAUGAAAAUAUUAUUGUUGCUGAACCUGCAGUCUUUAGACAAAUAACGGUUCCAAGUGCUGAUGAAAAAGAAUACGUAACAGAUAAUGGCUUAGUAAUUCCCAGCAUAACACUUAAUCUUCAUCGUCAAUUAAUGGGAGCAGCAGAUCGUUUUGGAAUCAGUUGGGAACGUAGAGUGGAACUCCUUGGUCGUGCUGGUGCAGAAAUUAUUUUGCAACUAUUAGGUGGAAGCCAUAGAUUAAAUCCAAAUAAUGCACAUCAAUGGCCAACAGUUGUUGCCCUUUGUGGACCUCAUCGUUCUGGUGCUGCUGGUGUCAAUUGUGCUAGGCAAUUGUCUAGUCAUGGUGUUAAAACAAUAGUGUUUGUAGAAAAUUCUGAAGAUGUUUCCCUUUUGCAAGAAUUAUCUUUAUACAAAUUGACUGGAAAUAAGGUAGAAACUAAAGUUAAAAAUUUACCACCAGUGGUAGAUUUAAUACUUGUAUCACUUUGUGACGAAAACUCUCCAAGAAUGAUUACACCUAUAGCAAGAUGGGCAAAUAGUAAUAGGGCACCUAUUUUAGCUAUUGAACCACCAGCCACAGGCACACCAGGCAUUCUUAGUAAAUUUAGUUUGCUUGGUGGAUUACCAAUGUCUCAUAGUGUUGAUAAUGGCAGAUUAUAUUUAUGUAAUCUUGCCCUACCGAACAAAGUAUAUGCAGAUGUUGGUAUAACAUACAGGUCGCCUUUUGGACCCAAAUUUGUCAUUCCUUUGCAUUCCAAUAAUUCUUAGCAAAUUUAUACAGAGGACGAUGCUUCUAAUAAAAUAUUUUAAUUUCCUGUAACUUUAAUUUUAAGCCUAGCAUCUAUGAAAUAAUACUUUUGCAAGCGGAUUGUCCGAAUUUAUUUAUAUAACAAUAUCGCAU